CCUACCUCUGCCUGAUUCUGACACCCUGUCGUGCCAUCUAGCGAAUGCAUCGCGAACGCUCUCACGAAUUCCAGCUUAUAGUAUCUAGUCAUCUUACGUCACACUCCAUGCGCAAUGCCUGCGGUAGUUCGGGAGAUGCCCGCUCGGCAAGCAAACCACCAGCCUCAUCUACCAUGACUCCACGGGAAAGAGAAGUCUAGAGAUGGUCAAUAUUCGAGUAUAUAGGUCGUUCAGUUUCCUGCAUUUCUAGAAUCUAUCAUCACAAGCAACUCAACAACAACAGCAACAACAACAACCAACAACCAACAACCAAAAACCAACAACCAGCCUUCGCAACAGCUACUUUCUUCUUCAUUUCAAUCAACAACCACCAAGAACUCAUAUUCCUUCAAGAUGGUUAACGUCAAGUCUCUCUUCGUUGGAGCUUCGCUCCUGAUCAGUGGGAUCUUUGCGGCUCCCGUCUCAUCUGAUGUCGCUGCUCCUGAGGCUCGUAGUCUCGAUCGCAGGACAUUCACAAAAGCGGCUCCUGAUCCAAACAACAUCCUGGAAAACACCUAUAUCGUAGGGCCCAACUACAAGAGUAAAGGCUAUACAUCAGCGACUGUCAGCGACUUGAGCGGCUGCACUGCUCUCUAUAUCUGGGACAAGGCCUUCAUCCCAUCCGUCUUCCAUAUUUUCUGCGGUCAAGAGAGGGCCGAUGGCAAAGCGGCAGGGGAGAUGGUAGAUGAGCUCGGUUCGCAGUGGUGGGCGGGCGGUGCCGGCAUCUUUGCGUCAACCACUACACGGGCCCAGGCUGUCGAGGCAGGACUCAAGGAGGCCAUCCCGGAUAUCAGGAUCAUCAACACUGAAAUCUACACUCCUGGCACGGGCGAUAUGGCGCGAACCAGGGUCACUGUUGCAAAGGGCAGCAACGUUUUCAAUGAACAGAACUACCAAGGCACCCCAACUCAGCCCGGCCAGAAGAACUAGAUGCUUGCAGAGUUUUCAGUAUCAGCUCCGGCUUAGGAAAUCAACAAGAUGGAUAGCGGUCAAUUUGUGUAAGGUAGUGAGUUUCGUACGAAAGUAGCUGUAUUGUCAUUCCUUUAUAUGUUGUAGACCUUUGGAUUUUAUCAAUUACAAUUGCA
Messenger RNA from Lindgomyces ingoldianus, 1124 nucleotides. RefSeq lists its product as uncharacterized. The record is from RefSeq and is a predicted model, not a curated record. Bases 394 to 969 code for a protein of 191 amino acids. Lineage: Eukaryota; Fungi; Ascomycota; Dothideomycetes; Pleosporales; Lindgomycetaceae. The transcript has a single exon.